Molecule: messenger RNA, 876 nt
Organism: Parascedosporium putredinis
Lineage: Eukaryota; Fungi; Ascomycota; Sordariomycetes; Microascales; Microascaceae
Source: the annotation of a GenBank genome assembly
AUGGCUCUCACCACCAUCGACGUCCCCUCGCUCGAAAAGCUCUCCACCGGCAAAGUCCGCGACAUCUUCGCCCUCCCCGACCCCUCCACCCUCCUCUUCGUCGCCUCCGACCGCAUCUCCGCCUACGACGUCAUCCUCGCCAACGGCAUCCCCAACCGCGGCGCCAUCCUCACCCUCGCCUCCGCCCACUGGUUCCGCCUCCUCCCGUCCCUCCUCCCCGGCCUGCGCACCCACUUCCUCUCCCUCGACGUCCCCGCCACCGUCCCCGCCGCCGCCGCCCCGUCUCUCCGCCACCGGAGCAUGCAGGUCCGCAAGCUGCGCAUCCUCCCCGUCGAGGCCAUCGUCCGCGGCUACCUCGCCGGCAGCGGCUGGAAGGAGUACCAGCGCGCCGGCACCGUCCACGGCAUCGCCCUCCCCGAGGGCCUCCGCGAGUGCGAGCGCCUCCCCACGGGGCCCCUCUUCACCCCGUCCACCAAGGCGCCCCAGGGCGAGCACGACGAGAACAUCCACCCCGACGAGGUCGCCGCUCUCAUUGGCGAAAAGUACGCCGCCAGGGUUCGCGAGCUCGCCCUCUCCAUCUACCAGGCUGCCGCCGACUACGCCCUCGAGCGCGGCAUCAUCAUCGCCGAUACCAAGUUCGAGUUUGCCGUGGACGACGCCACCGACGAGGUCGUCCUUGCCGACGAGGUCCUGACCCCCGACAGCUCCCGCUUCUGGGACGCCGCCACCUACGAGGCCGGCCGGGACCAGGAUAGCUUCGACAAACAGAUUGUCAGGAAUUGGCUCGUCGCCAACGGCGUCAAGGGCAAGGAGGGUGUUGUGCUGCCCGAAGACGUGUGCAAUGCCACCGAGGCCCGAUACAAGGACGUCUUUUGA